UACGUACUAUUUAUGAAGUGGUAGAGUACUCCAGACUUAAGUAGUAGGUAGAUAGGCAGACACUGCCCCUCCAUACUUUCCCCUCUACUAUGAGCAGCAGUAACAGUGGUCGCUCGGCUCGGCUAGACAACUUACUAACCAGCUAGCUACACACCAGCCACUCCCUCAAACCCAGCCACCCAAUUGACCCAUGACCACCAGCCCAGCCUCGCUCACCGCCUCGCACCAAAUCAGUCGCCCACGUCAUGUGAAAGCCACGUGAACUGGAUGACUUCCUCCGUGGGGUGACCUGAUACCUACCUACCUAUCUUUGUUUUUUUCCUCUAUUGCCCACUCACAAAGAACAAUCCCACGCUCAUAACCUUUACUAUUCCUAUUGAUACAAUCCGUUGCUGCGAAGCACUCAACCUGUCAGAUCAUCAUCCCCAAAUCUUCCUAUCACCAUGCUCGGACGUCUCAGCCACUACGCAUUCGAUGCGGUUCUUAUCUCUGCCUUCCUGGCUGGCGUGAAGCGCUCGACUGGAUUAACUCUCAACUCCGACAAAAUCACCGAUAACAAGGACUUCAAGAAGUGGAUCGAUAACUACCUGGGUGUUGGCGAGUGGGUGAUGGAUCAGUCUGUGGCUGUGUUGGGGUCCACGAGCUACUUCGAGCGCAAGCGGUAG
Messenger RNA from Aspergillus piperis CBS 112811, 665 nucleotides. Its product is annotated as DUF1748 domain-containing protein. The transcript has 4 exons. Lineage: Eukaryota; Fungi; Ascomycota; Eurotiomycetes; Eurotiales; Aspergillaceae. Bases 444 to 665 code for a protein of 73 amino acids. The record is from RefSeq and is a predicted model, not a curated record. Gene Ontology annotation, cellular component: cytoplasm.